AUGUUGAUUGCUGCCAAGAAAGGUACUUUUGCUUACCAUACAAUUAAGCAUUUGCAAAGUUUCAGGUCCUCAGACUGCACGUCAAAACUUAUUGUAAGCAUGUUUGAACCUAAAUUUUCGGCAGUUCGAACCAAGACUGAGGCGAUUGUAAAAAAUGUUUUAGCUCAAGGGGCUCAAUCCCAAUUAGAAAUUGACCUUCGAAAAGCAAAUUUCGUCAUCAUCACAAUCGAUUCGUCGAAUCAUAGAGAAAUUAAAGUUGUACCCUUAAUGGUAAGAUAUUUUGAUGGAUAAAAUGGUGUCCAAGUAAAAUUACUUCAGCUACGUGACUUACCUGGUCCAACAUCAGAGCAGUUAAAAGAUUACGUGGUGUAUGUUUUGAAUUACCAUAAUCUACUAUAAAAAUGCAUCGGAAUGUCUGCUAAUAAUACAAAUACAAAUUUUGGUGGAAUGAGAAGAAAAGGAGUGAACAAUCUAUCCAGCAAAUUAAAUGCUUCUCGUGCCGAUUUGAAGUAUUUCGAACUCAUAA
This is a messenger RNA of Diabrotica balteata, 526 nucleotides long. The record is from the annotation of a GenBank genome assembly. Lineage: Eukaryota; Metazoa; Arthropoda; Insecta; Coleoptera; Chrysomelidae.